Rotaria socialis is the source of this 3327-nucleotide messenger RNA. Lineage: Eukaryota; Metazoa; Rotifera; Eurotatoria; Philodinida; Philodinidae. The record is from the annotation of a GenBank genome assembly.
AUGCGUUUUCUAUUACACGAGUGGCGUAAACAGAUUACGUAUUUUAAACGAAACAAUUUCAAAAAUUUACAAAAAGCACGUGGUGUUGUUAAUACGAUUGCAUUUUUUGUUGUUUGGGGAUACGCAGGCUAUUUUAUAGCUAAUAGAGCCGAUAAAACAGCAAAGGAAACAGGCAUUCCGCAUAGUCUACAAGUUGCGAAACAAACAGGCAGUAGAUACAUUACCAAGUGGGAUUUAAAUACCGGUGAAACAGAGAAAAUAGACGUUUUUGUAGAAUUGGCCGAAAAAGAAGCUGAAGCGCGUAUACGAGCUCUUGAACAACGACGUCUACGUGAAGAAGCUCGGCAACCCACAAUAAACAAUGUCGAAUUGUGUUUUUCCCUUAUUGAACAAUGCCAUUUUCGUCGUUUUGAAGAAGACAAAUCAGUGCAAGACGACAGUUUAUAUGUUCCUGCUAUAUUAAUUUUACGCCAAUUUAAUCGUUUUCAAAGUCCAUCAACAUUUGAUAAACUCCUAGAAAAAUUUAUAUCCCUAUUUAAAUUAAUACCGAUUUCAACAAAAAAGACUCUCGAUGAUCUACUUUGUAUUAUUAGUAUUAUUCUUACCAAACGUAUUAUGACAACAAACGAUGAUGUUCAACAAGAUUUAUUUAUUCGAUUUUUUCGUGCAUUUAUUUUAUCAAUAAAAAUCAAUUCGAAGUUAUUUUAUAAAGGCUUUCUAGGAGAUUUCAGUCAAAAUCUACCAAUUGUCGGACAUUAUCUUUCAUGUUUACUUCAAUUGUAUGAAAAAAUUAAUUCACUCGAUUAUCGACUCAACAUUAUGGAUGCACUAUGGUCAUUGAUAUAUGUCACAAAAGAUAAAAAUGAGAAUGAAUAUAAAUCAAUUAUUGGACAAGUCUUAGCUUGUUUUCUGCCCGGUAUAUUAAAAACAUUUGCACAAGAUAUUAAUUCAAUUCAUCAACGUCUUGUUCAAGCUAGUCUUAUUCUAUUAAGUUAUAUCGUUCGACUCAGUGUUAAUCUAUCACCAAAAUAUAAUGAUGAACUUAAAUCAAUGAAAGAUGAACUUCGCGAUAUGGUUGUUGAACGAAAUGAACAAUGGUUAUGUAUUGUUGAUACACAUUUAGGACCAGUAUUACAACGAUUAACAACUGAUUGUGUUAAUCAUGAAAGCUUAAGUGUUCGUCGAGCACUAGCAAAUUUUAUGUUAACAAUACUAUGCUGUUGUUCAGCCUGGUUAAAAGUAUCGGCAAAGAUUGCAUUGAAAACAAUGUUGGUAUUGAUUUCAUCAACAAAUAAUGAUGAAGAUGAAAUCAUUCUAAUGAAAGUUUUAUUGAAAAAAUUAUUUAAAUUACCAAUCGAAUCAAUGCCUGUUGUAUCAUCUCAAACAGUAUUAACCGAAUCAUCUUUUCAUCUAUAUGAAACUGAAUUUCUAAAUGAAAUUCUCAAUGCAUCGAAUAUAAUUCUACCUGAUCAUCUAUUAAUCGAAUGUCAAUCUGAUUUAUUUCAAUUACUUGAUCAACAGCAAAAGCCUUCAUCAACGUUAUUAACUGAUCGUCGAUGGCGCUUGCAAUUAUUUAUCGGUUAUUAUACAUUUAUUCAUCAGCAUGUUGAUUUUCUGUUUGAUAUGGAUUCAUUUACGGAGAAAUUAUUACGUUUUAUUUUAAAUGCACUUGAUUUCGAUACAAUCAUACGAAGUAAUCUUAAUCUACUCAAUGAAAGUUCAUUAUCAGAUCAUAAUACGAUAAAUUUCAAAGAAGAUGAAUAUCGUUCAAUUUAUAAACAUUUUAAAUCAGAUGUACACGAUGAAAUUCAGCAAAUACUUAAAUUAUUUAUAUCAUCACAUUCGAAAUUUCUUAAUUACUUAUUUGAAAAGAUUAAUUCAAAAAGAAUUAUAGACGAAAACAAUCUGAAAACAUUUUAUCUCCUUUCAAUUAUAUUUGAAGAGAAAAAUUUUGAUAAUCUCGAAGACUAUCAACUACUUUUAUCAUUACUUAUUCAAUUAAUAUGUGAUGAUGAUUAUCGAAAACAACAAGCAAAAAGAAGAAAAAGAAAUCGUCCAAAGAAAGAAGAGCCCAUAUCAAUGCGAAAUUUAACGAUCUAUUUUCUUCUUGAAUUUAUUCGUACAAUAACUCGUAUUGAUCAAGUUGAAUAUCUUAUUGAUUAUAUUCCAUUACUUCUUCUUUGCCAUUCAUCAAAAUAUACCAUCGUUCACCAAACAUCAUUGUAUUGUUUAACAUCAUUAUCAAAUAAUAUACCUUCAUUUCUUGUGACACAAUCGGAAUAUAUAAUCGAUAGUUCACUUAAAAAACUACAAACAUCAUCCUAUGAUGGUUAUUUUAUUUUAAUUGAAUUUAUUCGAUUAGGUAAUACAAAAGUUAUUAAUCUACCUAUAAUGACACAUGUUAUUGAACAACUCUUACUCGAAUUAUCGUGUCUUCCACCGAUUGAAUGUAUUGAAUUAACGUUUCAAUUUUUACAUGUUUUCUGCCAACAAGUCUUUGAUAUAGUUGGCGAGAAAAAAGUAAAAUCAACAUUAUUACCUCCUCAGACGAAAUCCUUAAUUGAUUUUACUCUUGAUUUACAACAACAAUAUGCUCCGCCGAAUCCUUCGAAUGAACAAAUCAAUGAUGAAAAUGAAAAACAAGAAGAAAAACAUCCAUGGCAUAAAAUGCUAGUAUCGAUCGUUGAUGUUUUUCAACAUUUUAUAUCACAUUCAAAUAUUCAUGUACGUUCCUAUGUACUCGAUGCAUUUCCAUCAUUAGCACAAUUACUUUCAACGAUCGACGAGAAUCUAUUUCUACCAUUGGUACACAAACUUUGGCCUGGUCUUAUUCAUCGUCUUUAUGAUAAAGAUUUUAAUAUUCGUAUGCGUUGUUUAUCUACAAUACAAUGUCUAUGCCGGAUAUGUUCAGAUUUUGUUGAUCGUCGUAUUCGACAAGAUAUUCUACCGAUACUUAUUCAGCAUCUUGAAAAUAAUCGUUUAAUAUCAUCGUCGAAGCAACUUGAAUAUCGCUAUACGAAAUGUCUUCUAACAAACAUUGGCUCAAUACUAAAUGCAAUCACAGUUAAUAUUGAAGACAUGGAGAGAAUUGUUUUAAUUCUUUUUCAAUAUUUACAAGUCGACCAAUUAGCUGAUCAUGCAUACGAACAAUUAAUGUUAUUAACAGAAAAAUAUUCGGAUAUGAUUUGGUUAAAAUUAAUGUUACAUGAGGAGACUGAAUAUCGGAAAGGAUAUUUUGAAAAAAUGAAAGUCUAUAAACCUGAACCUAUGUUAAUCAUCGAUCCAAAAUGGAAAUCCAGUUUGUUAGUUUGUUUAGCCAAGUGUUAG